CGCUUGCUUCUCGGCGUGCGCGAUAAUAACAACUCUCGCGCCCUCGCCUCGCCUCGCCGCCUUUUCUUCGCCAUCUUUUUCGAUUUCAUCAGCGACGGCUGCGGCGGUGGUUGGUCUCGUCGAAUCCUCUCCACCGGAGCAUCACCUCGAUCGGCUCGAAGGUGAAGAUGACGGUGGCAUAUCUGAAGGAGAUGCCGUCCACACCAUCAAUACCAAGCUGUACGAGUGGGAUGCGAUCCGUAGCCGCUCGGUUGCUCGGUGCUGGGACUGGAACCCGUCCACUCAGCUUUGUGGGGAGCAAUGGUGUCGGUGGCCGGUCUGCCUCGGGGAGCUGCCAUGCCGGUCAAUCGCGAGCUUUGGUGAACUAUGAUGAUGACAGGGGCACCUACAUCAUCUUCAACAUUGCCGACUCACUGUUCAUCAGAGAUCUCAACUAUCGUCGUCCGGUAAAGCGCAUUUGCUUCAGUGAUAUGAAACCACUUUGUCAUGCAUUUGACUCGGAGGCCAAGGAUGGACAUGACCUUAUCGUUGGGUUCUUGUCAGGAGAAGUCUAUUCAAUGUCAUUGAGGCAGCAGUUGAAGGAACCUGGUCCUGAGCCCAUUGCACUUCAACACUUCUUCAACACCAACAGCCGGUGUACUGGUGUUGCAUGGGUACCUGGGCAUGAAGGAUUUUUUGUUGUCAGCAAUGCUGAUGGAAAUUUGUUUGUGUAUGACAAAUCCAAGGAUGUAAAUACUGAUUGGACAUUUCCAACUGUAGAGGAUCAAAGUGAGAUGAAGAUUUCAUAUGCAAAGUCUAGUAAGAGCAAUCCAGUUGCAAGAUGGCACAUCUGUCAAGGUGCAAUCAAUGCCAUUUCCUUUUCGCCAGAUGGAACUUACUUGGCAACCAUUGGACGAGACGGUUAUUUACGAGUGUUUGACUUUGCAAAGGAGCAACUAAUAUUUGGUGGGAAAAGUUAUUUUGGGGCUCUAUUGUGUUGCUCUUGGAGCACGGAUGGUAAAUAUCUAUUAUCAGGCGGUGAAGAUGAUCUUGUGCAAGUGUGGAGCAUGCAUGACAGAAAGAUGGUUGCAUGGGGAGAGGGGCAUAAGUCAUGGGUUAGCGCAGUUGCAUUUGAUUCGUACUGGUCCCCACCAAAACCGUAUGAAAGAAAACAAAAUAGCAUGCAUCGCUUCGCUUCACCAAAAUCGGAUGAAGCAGAAGAAGAUCCCAUAUAUUCCUUCGCUUCACCAAAAUCAGAUGAAACAAAAGAAAAUACCAAUAUCAUGUAUCGCUUCGCUUCUAUUGGUCAGGAUGCCCAGCUGCUUCUCUGGGAUCUAACUAAGGAUGAGCUUAAUGUGUCACUAACCCAUGCUUCCAGCUGCUCAGAAUCAUCUAGCAGUGGAAGCUGCUCAGCGUCAUCUAGCAGUGGAAGCUCUUCUACAGAAGACAGGGACAAAGAAUUCCCCCUUGGCUUCCUUCACCCUUCUCCACGGCUGCAAGAAGUACCAAAGCUCUCACCUGAGGUUGCUCAUCUGGUCGGCGUGGAACCCCUCUUCACACUGGAAUUCACCAGCGAAUCGGUUAUCACCGUAUGUCGCAGGGGGCGAAUCACCACCAGGCCAAGAGAAGAAAUCGACAAUGAAACUGAAACCGACCAGCAGCAUCCUGGUUCUUCCAAGCUGGUCAUAGGCAAUGGCACGGGAAACUAUUCUAAUCCUUCGAGGGGAUGUUCCCUCGUUUGCUCAAAAACCAUCUAAAUGGUUAUGAAAAAUUUGACAACAUUCAUACAACACAUAUAUACAACUUCACAAAA
Oryza sativa Japonica Group (Japanese rice) is the source of this 1792-nucleotide messenger RNA. RefSeq lists its product as uncharacterized. Gene Ontology annotation, molecular function: protein binding. The record is from RefSeq and is a predicted model, not a curated record. Lineage: Eukaryota; Viridiplantae; Streptophyta; Magnoliopsida; Poales; Poaceae.